AUGGAUGGCACGGGGGCCACUCGCGACGUGCGGCCCAGCGGCCAAGGGCUCCUGCUGCUUCCAAAAUCUUCAGGGCUGCCCUGGGCCACCAAGGCGUGCCAGGCCAACUGCGCGCCGCAGUGCACCAACCCCUGCAAUCAGGUCUCCACCUGCCCAGCGGGAAUGCGUGUGCGGGAAGCUCCGCGAAUGCUGCUCGAUGGCGUCGCCAUCCGCUUCUCACGUGCCGCCUUCCUCCACGCCAUCUGUUUCCGUUUCUCCGUCCUUCGUGCCGCCGUCGGCCACGCCGUCCGUGACCCCGACCACCUCUGUGACCCCGUCGCCUUCGCCGUCGUUCAUCGCGCCCUCGCUCUCUUCGACGCCGCACGCGGGCAACGCGACAAGUCCAGGGUUGUGGGCUGCCUUUCGGUCUCGACCUGCGGAGCCGUGGCCCUGUACUACUACCGUAAGAAGCAGCGAGUCGAGGAACUCGGCAUGCCCACCUCUGCGGACAACCGGGCCUACGCCCAUCUGGAGACCGAGGACGAAGAGGGCCUGUUCGACGGGGCCGAGGACGACGAAGAGGACCUGCCGGACCCGUUCGCCGAGGAGUUCGUCGCCCGCGAGAUGGAGAUGCGCCAGCUCUCGACAUCGCCACCAUCGCCGCGGACGCCAUCGUCGGCCCUGCCGCCACCAUCAUCAUCGUCACAGACCGCCCCGAAUGGCAACGGCAACCACUUCGCGAUUGGUGACGAGAACGAGCUGGUGGUGCGCGACGAUCCCGUGGAUGAAGUGGAAGAGGGCGUCGAUAUGUUCGCUGAGAGGGACUAG
Messenger RNA from Acanthamoeba castellanii str. Neff, 807 nucleotides. RefSeq lists its product as uncharacterized. The record is from RefSeq and is a predicted model, not a curated record. The coding region runs from base 1 to 807 and encodes 268 amino acids. The transcript is spliced from 7 exons. Lineage: Eukaryota; Discosea; Longamoebia; Acanthamoebidae.